Molecule: messenger RNA, 853 nt
Organism: Alternaria alternata
Lineage: Eukaryota; Fungi; Ascomycota; Dothideomycetes; Pleosporales; Pleosporaceae
Exons: 3
Coding region: 480-728 (82 amino acids)
Molecular function (GO): nucleic acid binding; zinc ion binding
Source: RefSeq, a predicted model, not a curated record
UCAGCUUCCGAUAUAUCAAUCAAUUGGUGGUGUGCGACUUCGAGCGACUCUUUGCAUACCUGUUCAGAAGACAACAAUCUUCUAACGUCACUCCCUUGGACAUUUGAUACUUCGGUAAGAGCGAACUCAUGGUGUUUGCGCUUAUAUCAUGUCUAACAUAACCAGGUCUCUUCCCCAAAACUCUACCAAAAUGGACUCUUACCAAGCACCUGCUGCUGGCGCCGGUGGCCGUGGCUGCUACAACUGUGAGUUGAUACCAUGCCUACCAUGCCGCGACAUUUCACUAACAAGACUUAGGCGGAGACUCGUCUCACCGCGCUGCCGAGUGCCCCACCAAGGGUACCCCAACUUGCUACAACUGUGGUGAGAAGGGCCACGUUAGCCGUGAAUGCACUUCUCCCCAGGCUGAGAAGACGUGCUACCGCUGCGGUGGCACCGGCCACAUCUCGCGCGAGUGCACCAAGGACGGCGGUGCCCAGAUGGGUGGCCGUGGCGGCGGCAGCCAAGAGUGCUACAAGUGUGGUCAGGUCGGUCACAUUGCCCGCAACUGCUCCCAGGGUGGCGGCUACGGCGGUGCUGCUGGUGGAUACGGUGGCGGCCGUGGAGGCUACGGUGGCGGUGCCGGUGGCUACGGAGGCGCUCGCCAGACCACCUGCUACUCGUGCGGUGGUUUCGGUCACAUGAGCCGUGACUGCACCCAGGGCCAGAAGUGCUACAGACUGCGGUGAGGUCGGCCAUCUGUCGCGCGACUGCCCCCAGGAGACUUCAUCUGAGCGUGUGUGCUACCGCUGCAAGCAGCCCGGCCACGUCCAGAGCGCCUGCCCCAACUAGGGUGUUCCAGAUGCCGUCGAUG